CGAGCCGUUGUGGCACGGUGCCGCGGAGCGAUCGGCGGGCGCGGGCGUCACUGCUGGACGCACGACAGGUUGACUGCUUGCCAGGCGCAUGGACGACAGCUGACGGCCACGGUUCCUCUGCAGCAUUUCUUGAUUGCGCGCUGGGUUUCGCGGCGCACUGUGCAUACGAAGCACGCAUUAUCGACGAUCCUCGGAGCUCUGCGAGCUGCAGGCGCGUGUAGUCGCAAAGCGUCAGGCCCUUCACACGUACCGCCGGCCCUCACACAUAUCGGCGGCCCUCACAUACCGCCGGCCUCACGUACCGCCGGCCUUCGCACGACCACAUACCGCCACACCCCGCCACGAUGACCUCCGGCGGCAGCGACCUCGACAAGGCGAUCCAGCAGCUGCGCGCGUGUCGCCCCAUCCCGGAGAACCAGGUCCGCGAGCUGUGCUACAAGGCGCGCGAGCUGCUGAUCGAGGAGGGCAAUGUCGUCGGCGUCGACGCCCCCGUGACAAUAUGCGGCGACAUCCACGGCCAGUUCCACGACCUGAUGGAGCUGUUCCGCGUCGGCGGCGACGUGCCGGACACCAACUACCUCUUCAUGGGCGACUUUGUCGACCGCGGCUUCUACUCGCUCGAGUCCUUCCUGCUCCUCCUCUGCCUCAAGGUGCGCUACCCGGACCGCAUCACGCUGAUCCGCGGCAACCACGAGUCGCGGCAGAUCACCACCGUCUACGGCUUCUACGACGAGUGUCUGCGCAAGUACGGCAGCGCCAACGUCUGGCGCUACUGCUGCGAGGUCUUCGACUACCUCGCCCUGGGCGCCCUCGUCACCGGCGCCGCCACCUCGCUGCAGCCCACCGACGGCCCCAUCGCGUCCAACUCCAACAUCGACAGCAUCCCCGACCUCGACCAGGACAUUGAAAUCGAAACCCUCAACGCCGCCGGCGAGAUCAUGUACCGCUACGCCCGCAACUCGGACCAGUCGUCCGUCUCCGCCACGUCCGCAAACAUGGGCUCCUCGUCGCCCGUCGCGCCCCCCUCCGCCACCGGCCCCCCAGGCACCGCCGCCACCUCCUCCGCCGCGGGCUCCGCGCGCAACGACACCGGCGCCAUCCUGUGCGUGCACGGCGGUCUCUCGCCGCUCAUCGACAGCAUCGACAAAAUCCGCCUCCUCGACCGCAAACAAGAAGUCCCCCACGAAGGCGCCAUGUGCGACCUCCUCUGGUCCGAUCCCGACGAAAUCGACGGCUGGGGCCUGUCCCCGCGCGGCGCGGGCUUCCUCUUCGGCGCCGACAUCGUCAAGUGCUUCAACCACAAAAACGACCUCUCGCUGAUCGCGCGCGCACACCAGCUCGUCAUGGAGGGCUUCAAGGAGAUGUUCGACUCCACCAUCGUCACCGUCUGGAGCGCGCCCAAUUACUGCUACCGCUGCGGCAACGUCGCCGCCAUCCUCGAGCUGGGCGAGGACGGCAGCAACGCCGGCUUCCAGCGGCGUAGCAACGGGGACCGCGGCGGUGGCGGCGGUGGGUGGGUGCUCGGUAGCAACGAUGGGCCGAAUGCGGAGAGGGGUUUGGGGGGUAUGUUGGAGCGCAAUCGCGAGGGGCCGGGUCGCAGGUAUCGCGUGUUCGAGGCCGCUCCGCAGGAUUCUAGGGGUAUGCCGGCGAAGAAACCGGUUGCGGAUUACUUUCUGUAGGAGGGGAGUGGGCGGCUGCGGCAGGAAGAGGUCAAGGUGCUGGAGUGGCCCCCCACACCGGGGUUUUACAAGCACACGGUGCGGUAUUUUCUUUGAUCGCAGCGUGCAGCGUGCAGCGUGCAGCGUCGGCGAUUGGUAGUUAGCGGUUGUACAGACAGACAUGGAUACCCAAAUAAACAGUUAGAUUGGCUCG
Molecule: messenger RNA, 1872 nt
Organism: Boeremia exigua
Lineage: Eukaryota; Fungi; Ascomycota; Dothideomycetes; Pleosporales; Didymellaceae
Product: Metallo-dependent phosphatase-like protein
Exons: 3
Coding region: 345-1679 (444 amino acids)
Biological process (GO): peptidyl-serine dephosphorylation; double-strand break repair via homologous recombination
Cellular component (GO): nucleus; cytoplasm
Molecular function (GO): protein serine/threonine phosphatase activity
Source: RefSeq, a predicted model, not a curated record